Orussus abietinus is the source of this 1691-nucleotide messenger RNA. Its product is annotated as keratin-associated protein 5-2-like. NCBI's taxonomy places the organism in Eukaryota, Metazoa, Arthropoda, Insecta, Hymenoptera, Orussidae. The transcript has a single exon. The record is from RefSeq and is a predicted model, not a curated record. Bases 947 to 1450 code for a protein of 167 amino acids.
AGACCUGGUGUUCCUGGGUCUCGUUCCCCACCUGGAUGGGGCUCCGUUGGCCGGAACGACUCCUGGACGCGUCCAAAGACUGGAGGCGAGGGGUUGGGCAGACUCGAGAUCACGGGUUGUGCCAGUGGGUUAUCCCGGAUGCCGUCCUCGUUCCUGUGGCUCUCUCCCAGGGUUGUUCCUGGAGAUAUCCUAGUCUAGACCAUUACCACGAAUGCCGUCCUCACCGAUGUGGCUCUCUCCAGGGGUUGUCCUUGGGGGGCUUAGUCUUGUUAAGGACCAGAUAUCAGUCUUCUGAUAGUUGCACGUACAGAAUAUCUCGGGUCACACCUAAUCAUGAGAAGGGAUGAGCAGGAGUCUUGGCAGGAACUGUCUGGAUGCACUCUCGCUGGCGAAAUACUAUAUUCUUGGAUGAGACGUUGCCUUGUAACUCGAAGACCUUACAUCUAAGAGUCUAGGUCGCGACCUAUUCCCGGGUAAUUUAUGCACGAACGGCGGGGACCGUACCGAGUUUCUCGCGUUGCACGUGGGGUCCUUUGCUUUGAGCUCCUUCUUCGGGGUUUCGUUCUGUAUUUAUCCAUAGUCUCCCCUAUCGGCAGAAAUUCGAAGUAUCGGGAGUAGUUGCGUGGUGUCCUUUAUCUCGCGGUCCGUGGGGUGCGAUGAGCCUUGGCGUGCCAGGACGUUUUCAGUCAUCUAGGAAGAUGUCCUUCGAUGGUCUGGAGUCCUAGUUCGAUUCGAGGACGAGGCGAAAGUGAGAGAAAUGUUUCAGUCUCACCGUCGAACCCCGGGAACAGACAUCGGGAGAUAGGACGACCUACGCCGCCGACGCCGCCUCCGAGGACCUCUUCUAUGGGUCGCAACACUGGGUACUCUGGUUCUAGAAACACCAUCGGUAACAAUUCCAUCUGGUCCAGGCUCUUCGGGGGCGGGGGCAGGUCUAGGGGGGUGGAUGAUAAACGCCCUAUCACCAGAAGAGAACCCAGCUCGGGAGGAUCCAACUACUACGACACCCACACUACUGUGGACAAUCGAGGGAAUCGAGUCUGGACUUUUUCCGGCUAGAAGCGGUACCGGCAGUGUACCAAGGGUGUCAAGAUCAUCAUCGGGAUCAAAUACCAACUGCGUCAACUGUGUCAACUGCGUCAACUGCGUCAACUGCACUAACUGCCGUAACUGUCGUAACUGUCGUAGCUGUACCAACUGUAACGACUGUGACAGCUGUACUAGCUGCACAAGCUGUAACGGCUGCACCGGGUGUACCAGUUCUACCAGCUGCACCAGGUGUUCCGGCUGCACCAACUGUACCAACUGCACCGAGUGUUCCAACUGUACCAACUGUACCAGCUGUACACGCUGUUCCAACCGUACCAACUUAACCAACAAUACCUGUACCAAUGAUGUCAACGAUAGCCCCUCAGGUUUCAGAACAUCAUAUUGGACAUCGUAUUCAUGAACAACCGGAGCUGGCAAGGGUCUUCCGGAUACAUCCGUGUAUAUGGUCUUCGAACUCCCUCCGUAAAUACUCCUCUUCUAAUCCAGUGUUCUGCUUUAAUUUCAUUUGUUAACGUUUAACCAUCGCGAGAAGCUCGGACGCGCCAUUUACUGAUGAGACUUGACAUGCCUUCGAGCAUGACCACUGUACUAGGGUUUAAGGUUUAAGAGCGUCCAAUAAAGGCUAAUCUUAUCAACGAGAA